Morus notabilis is the source of this 1023-nucleotide messenger RNA. Its product is annotated as protein RKD2. NCBI's taxonomy places the organism in Eukaryota, Viridiplantae, Streptophyta, Magnoliopsida, Rosales, Moraceae. The record is from RefSeq and is a predicted model, not a curated record. The transcript has 4 exons. Bases 1 to 1023 code for a protein of 340 amino acids. Gene Ontology annotation, molecular function: DNA-binding transcription factor activity.
AUGUCAAAUUAUGAAAUCCUGGCCAUAGAUGAAAAUCCAUUUAUGUUUCCGAUCUCUCAGUUACCUCCAUUUGAUUUCAGCGGAGAAUAUGCAGGUUACUAUAAUAAUAUUAACUUGGAAUAUAAUUGGCAAAAUGAAUUGCCAAUACAGGAGAGCUUUCUUCUUGACGCUGUUCCUCUAAUGGAGUACCAUUCUAGUACUGAUCACUCCUUUUAUGGCACAAUGGAACCCAUCUCAACUGUAAUUCAAGCAGACCAUGAAUUUUUCUAUGGCAAUGGAAAUGGUCCGGCACUUGGAGUUUGGGACCAAGAUGGGCGUGUUGGGUUUGGGCCUGAGAUUCAUGUUCAGCAGAAGCCAAUCAAUCAUAAUGGAGAAACAGGAAAAUAUUUGAUGACCAAAGAAGAGAGGAAGGGUGUUAAGAGAUGUAGAUCAUCAUCAGAAGAGAAGAACAGCAAUAGUACUUCUAAAAUGCUUUCACGAGAACUUCUUUCUAAAUACUAUUAUAUGCCAAUAACUCAGGCCGCAAAGGAACUCAAUGUGGGCUUGACUCUUUUGAAGAAAAGAUGUAGGGAAUUGGGCAUCAGCCGUUGGCCCCACAGAAAGCUCAUCAGCCUCCAAACCCUAAUCAACAAUGUUCAGGAGUUGGUAAAGCAAGAAGGAGUAGAAAACGAAUCAAAGCUGAAAAAUGCAAUAGAGUUGUUGGAAAGGGAAAAGAAACUAGUGGAGGAAGUUCCUGAUAUUCAACUAGAGGACACAACAAAGAGGCUUAGACAAGCUUGUUUCAAGGCCAACUACAAGAAGAGAAAGCUGAGGAUCAUGGAAUCUCAUGAAUCUGAUUUCAAUAAAGGAAAAUCAUCACCACACCAGUACCAUCAUCAUCAUGAAACCAUGUUUUGUAGCAGCAGCAGCAGCAGCGCCUAUCAGAUCAUCACCGUUGAUCAGGAAGAAGAAGAUGAUCAAGAAGUGAUCAAGUCACUUUUGUCGGAGGACUCGUUUUCAUCAGGCAAUCUCUUAAUGUUUUAG